UCUUCGACAUGCAGUCGUAAAGUUAGCCUGUUAUGUAUUUGCGACAUAUGAAGUUAGAACCUUGGCAGACUGCUGUUAUAAAUUUAUAAACAGUGCCUUCUGUUUGAUAGACCACAGAAGUUGUUGUUUUUAGCGCUGUUAUCGUGUUUGCUGUAUUCUACAGUCGGCGCUGCGAUGUCAGGUGUUUUGAAUGAUGUUUGGGAUUACACUGAGAGCUACCUGCUGACUGUGUGGCAGAAUAGGUUAUAUGUGUACACUACUGCUGCUGUUCUCAUAGGAGUCUGCUUUACUAUGAACAUGCUUUUCAAAAAGAAAAAAACGGUCGACCCUGUAAGCCCUUGGCUUUAUAAAUCUGCAAAAAAGCAGGAUCUUUCAGCUGAAACAGAAAAAGUCAUUCAUGUUUCUGGGGUCAAAGUGUUCUAUGGAUCACAGACAGGAACAGCAAAGGGUUUUGCAAAAGAGCUUGCUGGAGACGUCAGCGCUCAGGGGAUCCAGUGUGAUAUUAUAGAUAUGAAAGAGUACGACCCCGAGGACAGACUAACUGAGGAGUGCACAAGCAAGAUGAUCUGUGUGUUCCUGGUGGCCACAUACAGAGAUGGGCAGCCCACUGAGAGUGCCGAAUGGUUCUCUAAAUGGCUUGAGGAAGCCUCCACAGACUUCCGAUAUGGGAAAACUUACCUGAAGGGAAUGAGAUACGCUGUCUUUGGGCUGGGGAACUCUGUUUAUGUUGGCCAUUAUAACACGGUCAGUAAGAACAUAGAUAAGUGGUUGUGGAUGCUGAGCGCUGCACGGAUCAUGACCAGAGGAGAAGGCGACUGCAACGUUGUGAAGAGCCGACACGGCAGCGUGCAGGCCGACUUCCAGGCCUGGAAAAUGAAGUUCCUGAGCCGGCUGCAGGCCCUGGCCAAAGGUGAGAAGAAAGCCUGCUCUGGCAAGUGCAAGAACGGCAGCUGCAAGAAUAAGAAGAAACAUAAGAAGGAGGCAGAGGACAGCCACUCGCUCGCUGAGAAGAACAACUCUGAGGAGGAGCUGAUGGAGUCCAGCAGUGAUGCAGAGUCCUCCUCUGAGGAAGAGAAGUCUCAUGGCUCCGUCAUCGACGUGGAGGACCUUGGGAAUGUGAUGAAUCAUAUGAAGAAAGCCAAGGUGUGGAUUGAGGUUAUGCUUUCACUGCUUAGUAUUAGCAAGGUGGAAAUUGAGAUAACAGCUCGUGGAAAGGCAUUGUCCCGCGGCCACAUCGGCUCGUGUGGGACGGGCGGCAGCUGGAGCGGCUUGUCGUCAUUUUGGCUGGCUGUCAGUCUCAAUGUGUCAGCUGCUCAGCCUGAACUUUACAGGGCCACUGCCUGCAUCACCGCUGUCACUUGCAUGGGUGGUUGGUGGGAAAUGGAGCGUUUCCAGCUGAAGAGAGCUGCUCCGUUUCUGUCAGUCUGA
Messenger RNA from Sinocyclocheilus anshuiensis, 1428 nucleotides. Its product is annotated as S-adenosyl-L-methionine-dependent tRNA 4-demethylwyosine synthase-like. The transcript has 8 exons. Lineage: Eukaryota; Metazoa; Chordata; Actinopteri; Cypriniformes; Cyprinidae. The record is from RefSeq and is a predicted model, not a curated record. Bases 175 to 1428 code for a protein of 417 amino acids. Gene Ontology annotation, biological process: wybutosine biosynthetic process. Gene Ontology annotation, molecular function: FMN binding; 4 iron, 4 sulfur cluster binding.